GUAGGCUAUCGCAACUUUGCUUUUCAUAACAUAUUUUUCAGGAAAUUUUGGUUCAGUCUGUGUACCUGCCAGGAGAAGCACAGACGCUCUCACUAAAGACCCAUCUUUAGAUACCAUUAAUUUACAUUCUUGUUAUUCUAUCUUCAGAAGACCAUAUCCGGCGUUACCAUGAACAACCUGAAUGAUCCCCCAGAAUUGAACAUCAGACCCGAUGAGCGAGGGGACGGGGGCAGUAAUAAAUGGAAUUACGCCCUUAUUGUCCCCCUGCUCGGCUUGGCUGCCUUUCGGUGGAUCUGGGACACUUACAAGAGGAAAAUCCAGCAAAUAAAGGAGGACGAGCGUCACCGUGUCCAACAGGAGACAGAGGCAAUGGAUCUGCUGAAAGACAUCAAGCAGGACCUGAUGGAGCGGCAGCACAUCUACUGUAGUAAAUUUUCUCGGAAAAGCCGCCGACUGGAGAUGGAGAAGAAACUUCUAGACAAGGUGGCCAAGAAACCUUUGGCCCAGGAGCUGAACAUAGAGGAUAACCUCAAGGACAUUUUCAGGAAUGAUCGGCACUGUGCUUGCUUCGGAAACAGAGACAAGCGCAACAACGGCAGCCUGAUGUGGGUCUAUCUGAAAAACUGGGAGCAGUACGUGAAGCAGCAGACAGAGCAGAAGAGGGUGGAGUGCUCGAUGGGCGCCGCUCCGCCAGACCAGGACCCAGCUGGGAGCAGGACAAGAACUUAACAAAGGAAAGAAAAGCAGAUGUUUCAACAUACAAGGUGGGGAAAACGGCGUGUGUGGGAGCCAUUUAUAACUUUGGGGUGUAUUAUGGAUUUCGGCCACUGGGGGAUGUAUUGCAUGGAGUGGUCUGAUCACGUGAAGACAGGUGGGGAUGAAUAGGUGUUUUCCAAUUGGACGGUGCGGAUGGUGGAGGUGGUUCUUACCGUAGCACCUGUAAGGGAGCAUGGCAUGGACAGCACGCCGCCAGCACAUAAGUUUGUUAUGUAAAAGCAAAAGGUCCUUUUAUGUCAACCGAAGGUAUGGAAUAAACGGGAACAUCACCCAACUGCAGAGACCGCUUGGACAUUGGUUACUUAAAGCUUGUUGAGAACACUUGGCCAUCCAUUCUGAUGGUUACAGGAAAGCCUCUAUAGUGUGGCUCAUGCUUUGUGCUGCUGUUUUACUGCCCAGUGCACUUUACUGUAACAUAAAGGUGUUGUGGUUCAUUUGGAGAAUAAGGGAAAAAACAAGCACUUAUGUACAGGUUUAGCUGCAUUUUUAUUAUGGCUGCAACUAAUGAUUAUUUUGGUAAUUGACUAAUCGUUCUAAUUUUUUGUCGAUUAGUCAUGACUAUUUAAUGCCUGACUAUUUUGAUGCCUGCGACCUGUGGUUGCACAUCCAGUGCAUGUCUUACCUCAUCUGCUCACGUCUGUCCCCCUGUGAAUGUCCCCCUGAUGUGUCUUCAUUAAGACGAUUCAAAUUUGUAAUAAUCAAAUUAAAAUAACAACCAGUUAAACAUAUGAAUUUGAAAAUAAUCAGAUGUUUUUAUAUUAGUGUGACCAUCACAAUACAAAAGAAAUGCAUUAGAUACAAACUAAAGUGCACAUUGGUGACAAAGUCCAAAAGUUUAAAUAAAACUUCAAUUCAAAUAAAAUAAAACAAUGUAUAAAAUAUUCAAUUUAUAUAUUCCUGAUUGCAGUGCAGGAACGUGAGCAUCUCGACAUGCUCUGGUGUGAGACUGGCUCUCUUCUUUGAGACAAUAUUCCCAGCUGCUAAGAAGAGACGCUCAGAGGGAGUAGAGGUAGCAGGAAUACACAAGAAUGAAUGGGCUGCUCUCCAAAGAACAUCAACACCUGGCAUGGGAUAACAGAUAAAAAUUAGCCACUUGGCUACAUCUGAAAUGUUUAAUAUGCACUAUUCUUAUUUCAAUAAAUAAAUAAAUCUUGCUUCAUUGGUAA
Messenger RNA from Paramormyrops kingsleyae, 1943 nucleotides. RefSeq names its product coiled-coil domain-containing protein 127-like. NCBI's taxonomy places the organism in Eukaryota, Metazoa, Chordata, Actinopteri, Osteoglossiformes, Mormyridae. The record is from RefSeq and is a predicted model, not a curated record.